Molecule: messenger RNA, 4296 nt
Organism: Symbiodinium necroappetens
Lineage: Eukaryota; Dinophyceae; Suessiales; Symbiodiniaceae
Source: the annotation of a GenBank genome assembly
AUGGCUUCGAACGUGACGCUUCCUGGUGGGUCCAUGCGGAGCCAGGGCCCAGGCCCGAGCUUCGCAGGCUCCGGGCACCUGCGGAGCUUGUCAGGACUGCCGUCGGAUGGCGAGGAGAGUCCGGAAGCCAUGGCUCACUGGCAGACCAUGGUGGACAGCGGCUGGAUCACGGACCAGGUGCAGGUGCACAUCAGCAAGCUGCUUGACCUGCCACGGGAGUUCCGCGAUGGCCGGCCCCUGCGGUACAACUUGCUGGCCUCGGACGAGGAGAAGGUCUUGGGGAAACUGGAAAAGCUUGGAGGCAAGGCGCCCGCCCAGGAGAAGAAGGAGACCUUCAGCCUCUCAGAGGAGGGAAUGCUGAGGCUCGCCACUCGCAGCGUGGGGAUUCUGAUUGAGCUCCAGUACGAAGACGGCCGGCGAAUUGCGCGCUGCUCCUUGAGCAGGAUGGACCCCCGCUCCGCCAAGCCGAACACGUACAGCUGCUGGGAGAACGAAGGAAGCGACGUGCCAAUCUGCGGGGUGGAGCUGACCAUCUUCGAAGGGGCCCAGGAGCUCGAGAAGACGACUCUCCCGGAAAGAGCGGCUCCCACGAGCUCUCCCAGAGGCCCGCCAGCAGAUUUCCCGCCCGGCGCAGGGCAGUCCCAGUCCCAGCCCAGCAAAGAGCCCACCUCGCAGGACAUCUCCUUCGACCCACCGCCGCUGGCCCGGAGCGGCGUUCCCCCGCCGCCCCCACUGCCCACACCGGGAAUGCCAGCACUUGGUCGGGAAGUGGCCGUGAAGGUGUCUCGGCUCUUGGAUGUGCCCAGCCGCCCGCAGAAGAACUACGUGGUGAGGGUGCUGGACCCCCUCGGCCAACUCGCAGCCACUCCGGAGAUGCCCUCCGAGGCCGGCGGUGCAGCCGUCAGCACCGUCCACCUGGGACCCGAGGGGGACCUGGCGCUCCGCACGGAGUCGCCGCUGCUGACUGUGCGGGUGGAAUUUUCCGAUGGCCUGCUGAUUGGGUCUUGCCAGAUUUAUCGUCCAGACCCCCGAUCUGAGAAGAUGUCUCAGUACCUCUUGACCGACGCUGCUGGUGGCUCCGCAGACUGCGGCGUGGAGCUGCAAGUUCUGGAAGCAGUGAAGGCCAGUCGCCACAUGGGCGGCAACCUGCCUGCGGGAAGCCGUGUGGUGGAGCCCCCGGCCUGCCCUUUUGCAACCAUACUUUUGGGAUGGGCAUGGAUGGGCUGUUCUAGCUCCAGCGGCCUUGCGCCGGCCAAGCCCGUGAAGCCCGUGACUGGCCUGCGCAAGCACGCCGGAGUUCAUGACCUGCGGCGCUGCCAUCGCGGCGGCGUCCAGCUUCAGAACCAGACAACAGAGGACCUGCAGGUUCGCUUUGCCGAGCCAAACCUCCUGGGCGGCUCUUUGCAGGUGCUGGACCUGCCGGCAGGGGAGAGCCUCACUUUCGAUCCGGGCGAGUCUUGGAACUUUGACUUCCACCUUUCCGUGAACGAGAAGCUGCGUGCUCAUGUCGUGCGCGGGGGAUCCUACAGCGUGAAGAGAAGCGACAGCACCUGGAGUCUGGAAACGCUGUCCUUGCCAAAACGCCAGGGGAGUGAGAGGCUUUCGAACCUGAAGGGUCUCAGCUUUUCAUUCUCUGCGUCGGGCUGGCUUGUGAUCUAUCAGCUUGGUGUGGCCGAGUGCCUGCAGAAUCACGGCAUUGCCAAGAACCCCUAUGUGCGUGUAUCCGGAGCCUCUGGCGGUGCGUUGGCCGCCUGCAUCAUGAUGUACGGCGCCGACCCCCGGAAGCCCUUGGAGGUGCUGCUGCAGUCUGCGCAGAUCCUCCACGCCCGGCCCGAGAAAGCCUUCUUGCUCCGGAAGUUCGUGCUUAAGGCGAUGCAGGAGAUCCUGCAGGAUGGUUCCUUUCAACAUCCAGUCUUUGAGUCCCGUCGUCUGGAGAUUGGGGUCUCCUCUACCCAGAACAAGGGCCCCGGCCGCUUCAUCAACAUGAUGUUGAACGGCCGGGAGCAUCGGCUCAAGAAUUUCAGCAGCACGGCCGACGUGGCUGUGGCCUUGCUGGCAUCCUCCACCUGCGGGAUCUCUGGGCUCCCCUUCACCUUCCACGACGAGGAGGGCGAAGAACGGCAGGUCGCCGACGGCGCCUUCAAGAACUUCCUGCCCACUUUGGAUGAGAAUUCGAUAACGGUGAAGCCCUUCUGUGCAGGAGUGGACGUCUUGAAACUGACGGGGCAACGAGCGGACAUCGGGCCCUCCGAGUUUGUGCCCGGCUCCUUCGGGGUCUUCCCGCCGCCUCCAACGCUGUUGCAGCACCUCUACGAGCUCGGCUACCGGGACACGGAGACCUGGCUCCAGCUUCACUUGGAGGAACGCCUGAGAGACGUUGCCAAGACGGCCGAAGCGGAGGCUGACCUGCCGCCCGUGGCCUUCAGCUGCGAGAAUGAGGGCAUGCUUUGGCACAAGGAGGUCCUGCAACGAGUCCCUGUGAAGUGGGCGGACAUGUUGAAUUCCCGCAACUUCCUCGCGGACAAGACUCCCCAGAUUCGGCGCCAAGGCAUGUUGGAGCUGGCCGAUCUCAGCUUCGUGGGAUUCGACGGGCAAACAGCCGAGGCCGCUCCUUGGGAAGUGACCGGCGUGAGGAGGUGGAUGGUGUUGACGGAGCUGGAUAUGCGAUGGCAGGAAAGCGAGAAGGAGAACGCAGAUCUGAGUCACGACGAGGACCAGCAGAGGGUGGAGUGGAUGAUCCAGGAGUUGCAAGUUCCCUCCGUUUCGGCUGGCUCCAAGCAAGGGUCACAGGAGGCGUUCCUACGCAGGCUCACGUGCGGCCGGGUCCACCUCUCCUGGAUAUCGGACGCAUACAUCGACGAGCAUUGCCGAAGAUGCUCCGUGGACACGCCAGAGAGGCAUUUCGUGGUGAGCACCGUGAACUACUCCCUGACUCUCAGGGCCGCAUCUCAUGAGGAUGCGAUCGCCUGGACCACGGCGCUGCAGGCGUCAAAAACAGGAGAGGUCAGUCUGGUUGCUCUGUUUACUUUCCCGGUGGGUGCGGAGGACGGCGAGCUGGAGCUCAAGGUGAUGAACUCCUCGGUGCCAGCAAACCAAGUGCUGGGAUCACUGGGCCUCGCGCUUUGGAAUGUCCCUCCGGCCCAGUGGCUACAGAGACGCGAGAAGCUCGUGGGAGGACCCGGUGAGCUGGAGUAUGCCUUCUUCUUCCAGCCAGCAAAGGUCUCCACCGAAGUGCCGCAGCCAGGCACCGCACCGAAGGCCAUGCCUGAAGCUCCCCCGGCUCCGCCAAGCGGCCUCGCGGGGCCCACUGCUGGAAGCUACGGAGGUCCGGCGCUGAUUGCACCCCUUCACUUCGGGCCGCAGAUUCCAUUCGGUGAGCCGCCUCCGGGUUCCAUGGUGGCCGGGGACCUCGUGCUCCCCCCUUUGACCGCCGGCUGGGAGGCCUUCAAGCCCGUCCCUCGUGCUCCCCAAGCGUUGCGCUCCCUUCCGGCGCCUCCGACCAAGGAGGAACCAAGGAUGGAGGAGCACCAGGCACUUUUCCCUGACAUGUUCCACUACGAGAAGGAUGAGCACGAAGCCGAAGAGCUUUGGCUGAAGCCGCCUGAGCAUGACAAGGCUGACGAGCUCCUGGGUGCUGACCGGGACUUUGAGGUCUUCCCCCGGAAGGCUGAGAAAUGGCGGGCUCCCGUACUCACACCUGUUCAGCUGGAUGUCUUCCACGACAAGGUGUUCCCCGACAUGGAUGUCAGCUUGGUGCUGCCCCAGCAGGCGAAGAAGGAACUCAUGCCGGCACGGGAAGUGAAGACGCGGAGGAAGGAGCGGCGUGACCGGGGACUGCCCGAGAUCCCCGUCGACGGCUGGGACAACGCGCAGAGCAAGCAGACGCGGCAGCCCUUGGCCUUGAGGCAGCUGAAAGACCAGGAAAGGAAGCAGACUCCUCCUCCACAGGGCGGCCAGCAGGAGCCCAAAACCAAGUGGAUCUCUCCGAUCUUGGAGGCGCGAAGCAAGCGCCGGCGUGCGAAGCUCAAGGUGGAGCGGGAGCUGGUGCGGCCGGAGCAGGCCCUCGACAUCGAUCAGCAGCUGCAGAGUCCUGAGAUGCUCUGCCUGGAUCCCGCACUUCAACCUCAGCAAUACAAAGCCCAGGUUGUGAGCCACCUGGAGCCUGAAGACGAGGAAAGACGUGUUUGGGUGCGAAGGCCUGGAUCGGACCCAACCGUCAUGGAGGCGCUGCACCGAAACAAGACAACAAACCCCUGCAACCCUGUUGCUGAUAGCUUGUCCUGUUGCAAACACUGA